AUGUCGUCGAGUCGGAUUUCUAGAGGACUUUCAGGAACAGCGAAGAAUUCAGUCUCAAUGGUCCAGUAUAAAAAAUUGACGGGAAAGUCUGACGAAGAAUUGCAACGAAUUUUUGAGAAGGAAAUGCGCCUGGGCGUCUUGUCUACGCAGAAUCUACUGUAUCCCUUUCCUGGCAUGCAGCGCCCAGUGGUUCCGGAAGAUUCCGAGGUCCACCGUGAAGAAGCACAAGAGCAAGUCAGUGAGGUGUUGGACAAGUUCAGCAUUGAAGACCAGAUCGAGUCAACGCGCAUUCAAGCACAAAUUCUCGCUCUGGACAGUCUUCGCCGAGCAGCAGAAAACGCAGACAAUUUGAACUUCACCUGGGAGGACGACAACGCUAUUCUCAACACGCAGACCUUCUGGGAAAGCUACCUGAUUAUCGAACCCCUUAAAGAACUCGGUGCUAAGUGUUCGAUGGUGCCAUGCCCGCAAAUCUUCAACAAAGAAGUGCCUCUAACGAAAGUAGAGGGAAACGAGAUUAACGAUGACAGGUUACUCUCGGUCGUCUGCCCUUCGUCUGGAGGAAGAACGAAAGAAAGACUUGAACUCGUGAUGCGAAACAUUCGAGACGUCUUGCGCAUCCGGGGCUUUUGGGUUCGCGACUUUGAUGAUCCAUCGAUUAGCGAAGACUUGAGCAAUCAUAUUCGAGAUGGAAAGUUCAGUGUUGAGUGCAUCAAUGGUUGUACUGUUCUUCGUGAGAUGCGCAAACCGGUCACCAGUGCGUUGCUGAUAACGAACGCCCAGAACUACGACGAAUUACCGCUGCUGAUUCUUCAAGAGUACACUAAAGUUCAACAGACAAUGGAGGGACUUACUGCAUUUUUUUACAAAACAGGAAUCGAUAAACGAUUCUUGGGCGCUGACGGCGAUGUGUUGGAUAGACAGCUUUACGAAAUCUACUUCAAAAACGUCUUCUUUUCAUAUGCAAAGUCCUGGAUUGUGGCACCGUGCGGCGGUUUUUUCGUUGUUAAAUAUUCCACUCUGCCUAUUGAUCCGACAACACGUGCAAAGUCGUAUACGAACUCUUUUUACGGCUCCACAGUUUCGCUUCUCGGACUCCAAACUUAUGCUCAUCAGACUUUGUCGGGUAAUUUGAUUGCCGCUUGUCGUAAUGGAGAACUGAAGGAUCAACUUGACUCUUCCGUCACGCGCUCACUUAUUGAGUUUGAAAUGUCUGGCGACUGCGAGACGAAGACUCGCUUUCUGGCAGAGCACUCUCCGGAGCACUCCUUCAUCCGGAAUUUAUCCAAGGAGACCCUAAAGAAAGCAUCAAGCCUGGAGAGAAUCAAGCUUGGCUACAAAGUGUACUUUAGUUCGCGCUCCGAGUUGCAGCGAGAGUAUAACCUGCUUUAUGACCAAUUCGGACUCCGUGAAUUCGGUCUUAUCACCACAGCAUCGAUGAUAGCUGCCACAGGUGUUUGCUUUUACCGGGCAAGAAAGCUGAGAACGAGCAUUUUCGGAAACAGACGAUCCUUGACGAUAGGGCAGAAGAUCAAAACUUUGGACAAGACGGAACAGCAAGGAAGUUAUAGAAGGCUAGUCCUGACAAAUACACUUGUCUUGGCUGGAACACUAGUGGCAUGCGAGACUUACGGCAAUUAUGUCUUUGGGUCAAACUUGGUUCACGCGUUAACGGAAGGAGAGAUACGGAUGCUGUCGUCAAAGAAAGCACAAGAUCUUGUUUUCCAUGCGGCUGGGGGGACCGAUGAACAGGAUCUUGAUCAUAAUCCUUCGAUAUGUCGAAUGAAAAGCCAUGCGAACGUUGUUUGCGAAGGAGCAACAGAUGCUCCCAGUGCAGCAUCGGAGAAGUUGGCUGAAACACAUGGCAUGCCCGGGAUGACUCUCCUUUCCAUUCCAAUGAUUCGUCACGGACUGUCAAGGACGGGAUCCAGUGUCGUGAAAAAUUUUGUUCAAGGAAUCUGCUUUUCGAUACCCGUCGCUCUGGGUGGAAAUGUUGUUUACAGUCGUAUGGAAACUAUGAAGGCGAUACGGAACCAGAGUUUCACAAAAUCCUUCCCAGACGGAUUCAUAAAAAGAGCUGUCUUGGUGGAGUUGUCAUCGCUUCCCUCUGAGGAGAAGCUUCGACUGAUUGCCGAAAUCUCAUCUUAG
Molecule: messenger RNA, 2148 nt
Organism: Oikopleura dioica
Lineage: Eukaryota; Metazoa; Chordata; Appendicularia; Copelata; Oikopleuridae
Source: the annotation of a GenBank genome assembly